CCCUAACUCCUGUUUGUGUGUAUUCCCGUUUUCAACUCCGUUAUCUCUCGUUUAAGAAAAAAACGUCUUCUACCUUCCCUACCCUUUACAGUCGCGUUUUCUCGCCGUUGCCAAAAACCCUAAGAACUCUAUAAUGGCGUCGAAAUUCGGGAUGGCCGGCGGCAUACCGGAACGGCGUGUCCGGCCUGUUUGGGACGCAAUCGACUCUCGACAGUUUAAAAAUGCACUCAAGCUAUCUACGACUUUGCUCUCCAAAUAUCCCAACUCUUCCUACGCUCUCGCACUUAAGGCUCUCAUACUGGAAAGAAUGGGUAAAUUGGAGGAAUCACUAUCUGUCUGCAUCAAUGCUAAAGAGCUUUUAUAUAAGAACGAUUUGAUCUUGAUUGAUGAUCUCACACUAAGCACAUUGCAGAUUGUUUUUCAACGGCUAGAUCAUCUGGACAUGGCUACUAGUUGUUAUGAGUAUGCAUGCGGAAAGUUUCCGAACAAUUUGGAACUGAUGAUGGGACUCUUCAAUUGCUAUGUUCGUGAAUAUUCUUUUGUGAAGCAGCAACAGAUAGCCAUUAAAAUGUAUAAAAUUGCUGGUGAAGAGAGGUUCUUGCUGUGGGCAGUCUGUAGCAUUCAGUUACAGGUUUUUUGUGGGAAUGGAGGAGAGAAACUUUUGCAGUUAGCAGAAGGUUUGCUUAAAAAACACAUUGCUUCUCAUAGCUUGCAUGAGCCUGAAGCUCUUAGUGUAUAUAUUUCUCUAUUGGAACAGCAAGCCAAAUAUGGGGAUGCUACAGAAGUUCUUUCAGGGAACUUAGGAUCACUUAUAAUGAUUGAAGUUGAUAAACUACGGAUACAGGGGAGGCUUCUUGCUCGGGCAGGUGAUUAUGGUGGAGCUGCAGAUAUUUUCCAAAAAGUCUUGACAUUGUGCCCUGAUGAUUGGGAAUGCUUUCUUCAUUAUCUUGGUUGCUUGCUGGAAGAUGACUGUAUUUUCCCCGGUGGGACUAAUAGCCCUUCACUUCACGUGUCAACAUUGAUUGACUGCAACCACCGACACCUGUCAGAUGAUGUGUUUGAUUCUCGUAUAUCAAGGGCCUCUGAGUUUGUAGAAAAGCUAAAAGCAGAAGCAGGUAGUGAUUCUAUAAGAAACCCGGACUUGGCAAAUCUUGAAAUUGAGAGGAGGAAAAUAAUAUUUGGAAAGGGUAGUUAUGACAAACUCAUGGAGGACAUUAUUCUAUUCUUCUCCAGAUUUGGACAUUUAGCUUGCUUCUCAGCUGACGUGGCAGUCUUCCUUCAAGUUCUACCCGGUGAUAAAAAAAACCAGUUACUAGAAAAGUUGGCUAAAGGCAUUGCUUCUUCCGCCACGUCAUCAAAAAAUGUUCUUGGACAACAUAUAACACUUUUUAAAAUAAGAGAACUGAUUGGUGACAUGUUCCCACUUCCCGAAGGAGAUCUUGUGGGGUUUGCAGUACAAAUGACAGAAAUGUAUUGUCAGAAUCUUCCUCUUUCAAAGGACUUGGAUGUACAAGAGAGUAUGUUUGGUGAAGAGUUUCUAUGUAUGACAUGCAAUGUACUGGUUCAGCUAUUUUGGCGUACAAAACAUAUUGGCUACUUAUUGGAAGCUAUUAUGGUGUUGGAGCUUGGGUUGACAGUCCGCAGAUAUGUUUGGCAAUACAAGAUUUUGUUGUUACACCUGUACUCUUAUUGGAAUGCUCUUCCAUUAGCAUAUGAACGGUACAAGUCAUUGGAUGUGAAGAACAUCCUUUUGGAAACUGUCUCACAUCAUAUUUUACCCCAAAUGUUGACAUCUCCAUUAUUGGUAGAUACUAGUGAUCUUCUAAAGGGUUACUCAAGGUUCAUGGAUGAACACUUCAAGGAAUCUGCAGAUCUUACUUUUCUUGCAUAUCGUCAUCGAAAUUACUCAAAAGUAAUUGAAUUCGUUCAAUUUAAAGAGAGAUUGCAACGUUCGAGUCAGUACUUAACAGCAAAGAUUGAAGGAUCAAUCCUGAAUUUAAAACGAAAUGCAAAUAGUAUCGAAGAAGCAGAGUCUGUACUUGAAAGCUUGAAUUUUGGAAGCGACUUUCUUGAUGUUUCAAAUGAGAUCCAGUCCAAGAAAUUGACCUUCAAUGAAGAUUUACAAUUACGUCCUUGGUGGACCCCAUCUUACGACAAAAAUUACCUUUCAGGACCUUAUGAAAGCAUGUCAAAUUAUCCUAGAGAAACCUUGCGGAAUGAUGUUAAAGAAACGGAAUCAAAGGUGACAAGAACAAUCGAGAAAAGGUCACUACUUCCACAGCUCAAAUCCUUGCUGGAAUCCUAUGCAAAAUUUCUACAACUCCCAUUCCAGGAUGCAGUGGUGCUUGUUAACAGUGUUGCAUCUGGUCAAAAACCUUUGGAGGUUUUUUCUCCAAAUCUGAUUGGCUGGAUGAACUUUGCUGUGUGUUUAAACGCCUGGAAUCUGAAUUCCAACGGAAUCACAAUUCCGAUGAAUUGGGAACUUUUAUGUUCAUUACUACAACAAUCCGUUUCUUCAAAGAUAAAAACCGCAAAACCGUUGUUAUCUUUCCCGGGAACCGACCUUUCCAUUCUUGUCCAGUUAGUAACGGAGCCGCUUACGUGGCACGGUCUCAUCAUCCAGUCAUGUGUCCGGUCAACUCUUCCGUCCGGUAAAAAGAAGAAGAAAGGCGGCGGUGGUGGGACCUCCGAUCAGUCAAACACCCAACUCUCAAGCUCAAUAAAAAAUUCAAUCAUAUCACUAAAUAACACGAUUGAUCAAGUUUCUAAAUGGUUAAAAGAACAAAUCAAUAAGUCAGUUGAUGGGGACAUUGACAUUUUACUUUCGUCUAUUAAUUGUGAUGAUGGUGGGCCUGGCCCCGGAAAAGUUGUUAAGAUUCUUGAAAAAUUGGUUUCUUCGGUUGAUGAUUUGGAGGUUGGUGAAAGGAUUUGUCAUGCGGUUAAGCCGUGGAAGGCGGCUGAUGUGGCGAGGAAGAUGGUAACGGCUCAGGGAACUGCUUUGACUGACUUUCUUAAUGUUUGUGAUUCAAAAAUAAAGGUUUUGCAGGGACUGAAACUUCAAAUAUAA
Lactuca virosa is the source of this 3067-nucleotide messenger RNA. Lineage: Eukaryota; Viridiplantae; Streptophyta; Magnoliopsida; Asterales; Asteraceae. The record is from the annotation of a GenBank genome assembly.